This is a messenger RNA of Cladocopium goreaui, 1194 nucleotides long. The record is from the annotation of a GenBank genome assembly. Lineage: Eukaryota; Dinophyceae; Suessiales; Symbiodiniaceae.
AGUGCCGCUUGGGUGCUUGGCCAUGGACUAGCCAGUAUUGAGUGACAAGAAGAGGUUUAGCAUGGCGCUGCGUGCCGCGCAUGCCGUGCUGCAAACGGUUCCGCCUCCGAAGCUAGGCAGCUUCGACGCGGUCGUUUUAGGGUCUGGAGUAUCAACAGCUGUCCCGCAGCUUGCACACAUUCUGCAGGGCCAGUGCGAAAGUGCGACAGCAAUUCGGAAAUCUGAUGGAAUGACAGUUUGUGAGGAAGCUUAUCAGAAUCCAACUUCCAAGAAUCGACGUUUGAACGUGUCGCUGCUGGUGCGAUACAGCCCUCCUGAUGGGAGUCGGGUUCGCCAUGUGAUGGUGGAUGCAGGGAAGACUCUUCGCCAGGCAGCCUUGCAAACACUGCCAAAGUUCGGAGUCAGCAACAUUGAUGCUCUUUUAGUGACGCAUGGCCAUGCUGAUGCCAUGCUUGGCAUGGAUGACUUGCGGGACUUGCAGGUCAUCGAAAAGGUCCAUUCCGAUGGACAACACAUCGGGUAUCGCCUGGCAGGAGGGGCUGGUCCAAUGCAAAUCAUCUCGAACAAGGUCACUCUUGACAGAGUUCGAGAAGCUUUUCCCUACCUCUACGCGCAAGCAGACUUUGUGGAGCCGGGCGUUCUUCGACGCCGAAUUGCAUACAUUGAGUUUGCGGAGGUCUCUGACGAUGAGACUAUGGAACUUGUGGAUGGUCUGCCGCUUCGUGUAUUUCCUGUGUGGCAUGGAGGUACCUACGUCUCUUUGGGCUUUGCAUUUGGGGGUCGGCUGAAAGGUGGCUACCCUCUAGUGUACAUUUCGGACAUCUCGGCCGUGCCGCCGGAGACUAUGACUUUCUUGGAAGAAGCUGCUGCCGCGGGCAUUGAUCUCUUCAUGGUGGAUGCGCUGUCUCGAAAUGGCCAUCCUACGCACAUGUCUUUGGACGAAGCGAUUGGCUUAGUCCGCAAACUUCGACCUUCAAGGGCCCUGCUUGUUGGCAUGGAUUCCUGUGCAAUUGGAGAUCAUGACGAGGUCAACGAGGAGUUACGCACGUUGCGAAGUGAAGGUUUGGAUGUGCAGCUUGCCUUUGACGGCCAGCAACUGCCGGAGUUUCCUGCUAGGGAAGAUUUAGCUGCUGAUGCUGAACUCCCGGAUGCGAAACGCGUCCGCCUUGAGAAAUCGCUUUUGUAACAAAAAAA